AUGGCACCCAAAUUCCCUCCACCAUUUCCAGUCGCUAACAGUACUCUCUCAUUUUGGCGAACAGAACUUCAUGCCCUGGACAGUCAUAGGUCAACGCCCGAACUACCAUCUCACGUCGAUAUUUUGAUUAUUGGGGCUGGAUUUUCGGGUGUGUCAACGGCCUACCACCUGCUGGACAACGAUAACAAGCAACAACCAUCGAUCGCGAUAUUGGAAGCGCGAGAAGCAUGCUCUGGUGCUACUGGACGAAAUGGUGGCCACAUUAAGCCAGAUUUAUAUUUCAAUGUCAGCAAGUAUGCAGCAAAGUAUGGAACGGCAGCGGCAGCUGAAGUCGCCCUUUUUGAAGCAUCUCAAGUGUAUGCUAUGAAGAAGCUGGUUGAGAAAGAGAAAAUCGAUUGUGAUUUCAUUCUUACACGGGCGAUUGAUGCCACGGUUGAUGCCCAGAUAGCAAAGGAAUCUAUAGCGGCAUAUACUAAGCUCUCAAAAGAAGGGGUUGUUGAGGUAAUCAACGAUGUGCAAUAUCACACACAGAAAGAUGCUGAAGGAGUAUCCGGAGUCAAAGGAGCGCUUUGUGCGUUCAGCUUCACUGCUGCCUCAAUAUGGCCAUACAAAAUGGUUAUGCACCUCCUUAAUCUCGUCGUUUCCAAGGGCGUAAAUCUGCAGACACACACUGCUGUAACUGAGAUAUCAGAAACCCGAGAUUCAGAUGGCUUUUAUACCGUCAAAACGAAAGACCGUGGCAGCAUGAAAGCGAAGAAAAUAGUCUUCGCUACAAACGCCUACACAGCCGGAAUCGCACCUCAGUUCACCAAUAAAAUCGUCCCCGUACGAGGGAUAUGUUCUCGCAUAGUUGCUCCAAAGGAGACUACUCCCUUACUGACGACAAGUUCAAGUGUACGGUAUGGGCAUAUGUUGUAUGAUUAUCUUAUUCCAAGAGCCGAUGGAAGUAUUGUUGUCGGAGGUGCGAAGCAGGAUUUUUGGAACUCUCUGCCACAUGAAUGGUAUGGAAAUGUUGAUGACAGCAAAUUGAUCGAGCCAGCGAAAAAUUACUUCGACGGGUAUAUGCAGAGAACGUAUAGAGGUUGGGAGAAUAGCGGUGCGAAAGUUGAUAAAGUGUGGACUGGAAUUAUGGGAUACAGUUCGGACUAUAUGCCGUAUGUUGGCCAUAUACCUGGAAAGCCGGGACAGCUCGUAGUAGCUGGAUUUUCUGGUCAUGGCAUGCCACUUAUCCUGCGAAGUACAAAGGGUAUCGCAGAUAUGAUUCUGAAAGAUCUUCCAUUUAAAUUGACUGGAGUUCCAAGGUUGUUCAAAGUCACAAAAGAACGGAUGGAGUCACAGAAGAAUGAAAUUCUAUCACAAGAGAAGCUGGCUAGGUUGUGA
Glarea lozoyensis ATCC 20868 is the source of this 1380-nucleotide messenger RNA. RefSeq names its product FAD/NAD(P)-binding protein. Lineage: Eukaryota; Fungi; Ascomycota; Leotiomycetes; Helotiales; Helotiaceae. The transcript has 4 exons. Bases 1 to 1380 code for a protein of 459 amino acids. The record is from RefSeq and is a predicted model, not a curated record. Gene Ontology annotation, cellular component: cytoplasm. Gene Ontology annotation, molecular function: oxidoreductase activity.